Molecule: messenger RNA, 618 nt
Organism: Eruca vesicaria subsp. sativa (arugula)
Lineage: Eukaryota; Viridiplantae; Streptophyta; Magnoliopsida; Brassicales; Brassicaceae
Source: the annotation of a GenBank genome assembly
AUGCAACAGCACCUGAUGCAGAUGCAGCCCAUGAUGGCUGGUUACUACCCCAGCAAUGUUACCUCUGAUCAUAUCCAGCAGUACUUGGACGAGAACAAAUCGUUGAUCCUGAAGAUAGUUGAAUCUCAAAACUCUGGAAAGCUCAGCGAGUGUGCCGAGAACCAGGCAAGGCUUCAACGUAACCUAAUGUACUUAGCUGCAAUAGCAGAUUCUCAGCCUCAACCUCCAAGCGUGCAUAGCCAGCAGUAUGGAUCUGCUGGUGGUGGGAUGAUUCAGGGAGAAGGAGGGUCACACUAUUUGCAGCAGCAGCAGGCAACUCAACAGCAGCAGAUGACUCAGCAGUCUCUAAUGGCGGCUCGAUCUUCAAUGUUGUAUGCUCAGCAGCAGCAGCCUUAUGCAACGCUUCAGCAUCAGCAAUUGCUCAAUAGCCAGCUUGGGAUGAGCUCAAGCAGCGGAGGAGGAAGCAGCGGUCUCCAAAUGUUUCAGGGAGAGGCUGGUGGGUUUCAUGAGUUUGGUCGUGGGAAGUUGGAAACGGGAAGUGGUGAAGGCAGAGGAGGAAGCUCAGGGGAUGGUGGAGAGACCCUUAAUUACUUGAAGUCAUCAGAUGAUGGGAACUGA